CGCGCGGUGGUGACCCACGCGUAUGAUUCCGUCCAGCCUUUUACAUUUGCGCUCAUACUUCCGACUGCGCUCAGCAUACAUGGAAAACGAUUUCGCUUUGUGAAUGUCCGCCGGGAACAGCUCAUAAAUUGCACUCACAAAAAAAACAGUUCACUUCGUAACUGUGUUUUGAAACAAGUCGAAAAUGUGAUUUUUCUCAAGGGGCAUAUAGAGUCGUAAAAUGGUUUUGGGACCCAGCGUCUCCACAAGGAAAUGGGAGUUUCUGCAUUUAUGGGGACAUGAAUCUAAGUUCCGGGGGCCCGAUGCCUGUGAUGGAGGAAGUAGAUAUCAGCGGCAGUGAGAGCAACAGCAUGCCGAAGAGGAUUGCUCUCAUCUGCUUCCUUUCUCUGGUGAUGCUCAUGAGUGUCCUGGGGAACCUCCUGGUCAUGACAGCUGUCUGCAAGGACCGCCAGCUCAGGAAAAUCAAGACCAACUACUUCAUAGUAUCGCUCGCCUUUGCAGACCUGAUGGUGUCGGUGCUGGUGAUGCCGUUUGGUGCCAUAGAACUGAUUCACCAGAACUGGAUUUAUGGAGAAACCUUCUGCCUGGUCCGGACAUCUCUAGAUGUACUGUUGACAACGGCCUCCAUAUUACACCUAUGUUGCAUAGCUUUGGACAGGUACUAUGCCAUCUGCUGCCAGCCACUGGUCUACAGGAAUAAGAUGACACCACUGAGAGUGGCUCUUAUGUUAGGAGGAUGCUGGGUAAUCCCCACCUUUAUAUCCUUCCUACCCAUAAUGCUAGGAUGGAACAGUAUCGGAAUAGACCAUUUGAUAGAGGAACGGAAGUUCAGCGGUGAUGCAGCCAACUCGACGGCGUGUGUCUUCAUGGUCAACAAGCCCUACGCUCUGACGUGUUCCGUGGUGGCCUUCUACAUCCCUCUGGUUCUGAUGGUACUGGCCUACCAGCGUAUCUAUGUGACUGCACGGGCGCACGCACGACAAAUCGGCGUGCUGCAGCGGGCAGGGGGCGCAGCCGCCUCGGCAGACAGCGCCGACCACCAGCGCAACCACCGCAUGCGUACGGAGACGAAGGCGGCCAAGACUCUGUGCAUCAUCAUGGGCUGUUUCUGCCUGUGCUGGGCCCCCUUCUUCAUCACAAACGUGGUGGACCCCUUCAUAAGCUAUACAGUGCCCGACCAGCUGUGGGCAGCGUUCCUGUGGCUGGGCUACAUUAACUCCAUGCUCAAUCCCAUUCUCUAUGCCUUCUUGAACAAGUCCUUCCGCCGUGCCUUCCUCAUCAUCCUCUGCUGUGGGAGAAAGCGUUACAGCGUCAGGCGGCCAUCCAUACUGGGGCCAGGGCCCCCCUGCUCGGCCACACAGCUCAACGGCUCCACACAUGUGCUCAAGUAUGCUGCCCUGCACAACGGAAACCAUAUUGAAAAGGAAAAGCAGUCGUUGCAGAAAGAGGACACGGAGUCCUGCUUCUGACAACCACAGACAGUCAGACAGACACUACCCUGUGCAAUCUGAGACAGGGACUGGGCCAGAACCAGCCCUAGAGGGAGUCAUUCUAAGGCAGCCUCUCCCACUGAGCCAAACCAACAACAUGUUUGGACUGAAUUCUUAGUAGCGGGAUCGAUUAUGGACUGUGGAAUACUUUAAGGUGAAUAAUGUUGCCAAAGCCAUUUGAUAUUAACUUUUGUUUUAAGACAUGUCGUUUCAUAUUUCCUUUGCUUAGAAAAGGAAGAAAAACACUCAAUCUUUCUGAUCCACUAUAGCUAGCUCUGUUAGUUAACGGAUGUUCCGGUAAUGCUUAGUGUUAUCUGUCACCAAUGUAAACAUUUCAAUAAGCUUUAUUGAUCUAAGGAGGUGCAAUUUCACACAGGCACAGAGGGCUCAUAACCCCUUCAUUUAGAAUGAAGUAUUAACUUGAAAAUGUUCUCAUUUUAUUCAACUUCAGGUCUCUUAUCUCUCUCUGUCAUUGGUGCCCUAUACUCAGUCACUAUCAGCCUAGAUCCCAUAACUUUCCUUUGAUGCUUUGCAUAAUCUUCAAAAGCCGAAAGUGAUAAAGUAUUUCAGCACACCCACGGUAUAGUAUGGUAUGUGAUGAAAUAAUUCGGCCCCUGAAGUGCAUUAUUAGCUACUACACUUUAUAAAUGAUCCCUUCUCUCUCAUGACUCCUCUCUCAGAUGUUGACAAAGAUGGGCCAUGCAAUAAGAUGGACGUGUUUUUAAAGAUUAUGGUUGCUGAAGCAAUUUAAUCUUGGUCACAGUAUUUUGCCUCCUACUGAUGUGUGUUGUCUACUACAGUACGUGCAUACUACGUACAGUAUGUGGGCGCAUGCUUGAGAUCAUGUCCUAUACUUCAUGAAGGGCCCCUCUCAACACCACCUGUUCAGUCUAGUCCACAGCAACAUCCCAUUUCUUAUGCAUUACGAACAGUAGUCCGAAAACAUUUGCUAGAGUGUACUACAAUUUUCCGGCAUUUUGUAUUCAUGAACAAUCCAAGGUAUCCCUUGAAAUGUAUAAUUACCUGCACCUGAAAUGUGAACAUUGACUUUCUUUUCCUGUGCCAUUCCAAAGCAAACCAUUCCACUUGCUGAAUCCUUCAGUAGGCUACCAAUGAUGACUAGCUCGUUUAAAAGGCAAUCGCCACCAAAGCCAGCAUUUCAUUUCAAUGAGUCACCAAAUAGAGGCUCAAUGGCACAUUCUGUCCAAAACACUGGGAAUAUUUCCUUUCAGAAAACAAUGCAAAGAGAUCAUACAUAGUCAUAUACAGCAGGAUGUAAAGAAUACCAACUGUAUUUUCCCCAUACAUUCAUCUGUUAAACACACAUUCAAGCGACGUCUCCCAGCAACUUAAACAAAAUGACCCUGUUGGUUGAACUUCCUGAUGAAAUGUCCAAUCUUAAAGGGGCAGUGCAGUCAAAAACAUUAUUUACCAUUUUUUUGUAUGAUAUUUCCAGACUAUCAGGUCGAAAUUAAAGGGGCAGUGCAGUCAAAAACAUUUACCAUUUUUUGUAUGAUAUUUCCAGACUAUCAGGUCGAAAUUAAAGGGGCAGUGCAGUCAAAAACAUUUACCAUUUUUUUGUAUGAUAUUUCCAGACUAUCAGGUCGAAAUUAAAGGGGCAGUGCAGUCAAAAACAUUUACCAUUUUUUUUGUAUGAUAUUUCCAGACUAUCAGGUCGAAAUUAAAGGGGCAGUGCAGUCAAAAACAUUUACCAUUUUUUUGUAUGAUAUUUCCAGACUAUCAGGUCGAAAUUGUGAAAAUUAUGAAAAUGCCCUUUAAGUGUAAGCUUUUUGAAGAAAAACCAGCAGACACUAUGCCCUCCAUGGAAUGAGUUUGACACCCCUACCCUAGAGUCUAGACCAGAGUUUCCCAACCCUCUCCUCGGAUGUUUCACAUUUGAGUUUUAACCCUAAACUACCACAUCUGAUUCAAUUAGGCAAAGGCGGGAGGAUUAGUUGACUAAUUGAAUCAGGUGUGCCAGUUUAGAGUUAAAACAAAAAUGUGAGAGGGUUGGGAAACCCUGGUCUAGAUGAUCCAAUCAGAUGUGUCACUACAUCCACAAGAUCAGUCUGAGCAUUUCAAUGGCAAAAGAAGGCUCAGGGAAAUAAAUGAUAGACAAAUAUAUUUUGAUUUACAACCAUGAAAUAAACACUCAGUGAUUUAUUAGACACUGAGUGAUGAUUUUAAAAAAUGUAAUGAAAAUGACUGCAUGAGGCUUUAAUAGAUAGCCCAGCAGAUUAUCCUGUUUUUAUAAUGUACAUGUUGAAAUGUAAAUAUCAGAAUUACCAUUAAGUUGUCUCUGAGUGGGGUGUUUGGGGCAAGGUUGAGUGUGUUACGCAGUGUCCAGUAACAUUAAGCCAUAAGUCAUUACAUCCAUCCUGUCUUCCUCCUUACAAAACCAAAAUGUCAGUCACUCCCUCCUUCCCUCCUGUCCUUGGACUCAAUUUUUCCCAUGAAGAUUUUUGAAGUGGAUUUAACAAGUGACAUCAAUAAGGGAUCAUCGCUUUCACCUGGAUUCACCUGGUCAGUCUGUCAUGGAAAGAGCAGGUGUCAAUAAUGUUUUGUACACCCAGUGUAGGCAGCGCCGUUACAGUGCUAUACCCUUCUGGAACAGAUUUUAAACCAAUGUUUGUUUUUUUCAUGCUCCUUAAAAAAAGCUAUUUAUCUCAGACUGUGACCUCUUCAUAAUUGAAGCACCAGCACUUUAGUAAUAUAUAGAUAAUGAUGUAACAAAGUAUUCUCAUCAGUUGAUCGUCCACGACCAAUUUUAUAAACAAAGGUGUUUUGAUCACUUAAAUUAUUUACUUUCCUUUUCACUCAUCCUGAAGAUUUUAUUUUGUAUUGUAUUUUUGAUGAUACAUUCAGAAAAGUCUGUAGUGCAUUAUUUUGGAUACAAAGGUAAAUGCCAUGUGUACAAUCCAUGAAGACCCAUUCUAAUUAUAUAAUAAUCCAAAUAGUCUGAAAUCGUUCCCUUUGUGAGUGGGACUUUACUUGCUUACAGUGCAAACAAUGCAACAUAAUGUUUGUCCAUGAAAAAUCGUAAAAUUGAAUUUGUAUAUCUUUCUUUGUUUGUGUUUCCUUUUACAGGAAUGUAAUUCAGCCAAUUAAGAAGAGGAUAUAUGCAUUGUACUUCCAGCAUAAUUAAGGCUUAUAUUUCUGGGAUUUUAAAGUGUACAUAGAUGAAUAUUCUUCAGCAAAAAAGUGGGAUAUGAGUCUGUCUCUUCAGUGAGCUUGAACAAAGCAAUUAUAAUGUCUUUAUAUUCUUCAUUCCAGUAGCUCUGCUGGCCUAUCCUUCCAGCACAGUAUAAUGAUAAAGCCUGAACAUGUAAGCCACCAUAUACUUCAGUACACAUGUGUAUGCAUAGUCACAUACAGCUGUUUUUUUUAUGUUUAUAAACCUUGUACAUCACAACAUUUUAUUGCUAGUUUUCAAUUGACGUGGCCAGGAUAAGAAUUUCACCCAGACUCCAAAGGAGGGGGUUACCCUUCAUGUUUUGUUUGUGAUAAUAGAUGUGCUGCGUAUAUAAUCCCCUGGGCCCGGCAGUUUCCAUGACACCUGGAAUAUACAGCUCUGUGAUCAACAUGUAUGGCACAUUAUGUGUUGGUGGUUGAAAGUCCAGAAUUAGAACACAACCUGUGGAGAUUUAAGAGGAAAACCACCUGCGGUAAUAACAUAACUUUCAUCAUUUACUUUAAUUACACCCCUGAGGUAGAUUUGAAAGGAGAACCGUCAACUACCUAAUUUUAUACUGUAUAGUCAGAUACCAGUUACACAAUAUGCAGCCUAAUUAUUUAUCAGACGUUUUAAAAACAGAUGUGAUUCUAGGAAUGGUACAGUAAUACAUUGUACUUUCCCUGUGAAUAGUCCUGUAGGACCUCCUUUAGUCCUUGUUGAAUUACAUACACGUAGAGUUGGGACAAUCAACCAAAAAUGAUCGACACCGACCAAAUCGAUCACUUAUCGCAGUCAUUUCGUCCAUUAGGAUAAGUAGCCUAUACUAGAGAAAUGUGAAGUUUGAAAUGAGUUUGCUAAUAUGGGUGAUUGUUAAUGGAACAUUUGAUGGCUACAACCAUCAAACUAGUAGUAAUAGUUUUAAGCAGGGAUCCCCAACCUUUUCUAGCAUGAGAGCUACGUUUAAAAAAAAAAAAAUAUUAUGUCACCAGUUACACAAUAAAUGAUUGGUUUCAAAUAGACACAUCAUUUUCUCCUCUCACCUGCAGCUCUUCCUUGGGUCCUUAGUGUACAAGAGAAAGUAGUUCCUUAUGUUUUUUGUCAAUAUACCUGGUAAAAUAAUGGUUAAUAAACUACUCUAAGUGGGGCCGUUAAUCAGAUUUUUUUUCACAAAAAUUCUGUUUUAGAUUUUCCUAAAUUACAUUGCUUUAUUUUUCACUUUUAAAAUUCCUAUUGUUCAUAGAGAAACAACAUUGGAUGUUCUGAGUUUAAAUCACAUAAGACUUUUUUUUUUUUAGGUGUGGAAGAAAUUUAGAUGUUUGAUUGUAAUUCCUCUUUAAUUGCGCAUCUGGUGACUGAGGAAUGUGCCGGUCUAAUGUGCCGGUCUAAAAAUGGUUCUGUACUGCUGCUUCUCAAUUCAUGACAAAGUAUAUCAUACAAAUGACAGUAUAUACUUACUUAUGAUAUACUUCUGCCAGGUAAGCCAGCUUUGCGGUUAACAUUUAAUUGAGAAUGUUUUGGGGGAAGUUGUAUAUAGCAUACUUCAGAAUUGUUUGAAGAGCUACUCAUAGUUGGGAUUCUCGUGAUCGACCUGUUGGAGACCCCUGGUUUAAAAAAGAUGUGGUAAAGUUUAAGGUAAUGUCAUAAACGUAUCAUUCUAUUUAACAUUAUCGCACAAAUUCUGGCAAUUUAUCAUGAUCUGGAUUUAUUCUGCAUAUCGCCCAGCUCUACAUGCAUGUACGUAAAGGUUAAGGCGAUGAUUAAUUAAAUGCUUCACCUGUUCAUUAGUGAUCAGAACCACAGGCAUCUGUCCCCGUGGUGUGUUCCCCAGCCGCUGCAUGUUGAGAACAUCUGAGAGAGGCUGAACUCUGAGUUGGGCCGUAUCCACAAAGCGUCUCAGAGAAGGAGUGCUGAGCUAGGAUCUGUCUAUACAAUCUUAUUCGUUAUGAACUAAAAUGCUAAAAUGAUCUCAGAUCAGCACUCCUACCCGGAGAUGGAUACGGACCCAGUUGUCUAGAGACAGAGGCAAGGGACCUCUUCUGGCGUUGAGCCACAAUGUAAUAUACAGAUCAAGUCAAUUGUAACCUACAUAACUCAUCUGGGGAGAUAUUGGACAAUGAGGAAGAAUAAAAUGAAAUAUGCCGUUUCAACAAACCAAAGUUUGUUGCAGCAAAUGUCAUACCUCCAAACAUACACAAAUGUUGCUACUUUUACAACUCAACAUAGUAUUGCGUUUUUAAAAGUUUGUUCAGAUAUGACCAAUGUCUGAGAAAGAGUUGUAUCUCAAAGCCAUACAUUCCCUUUUGGUUUGGAUGCUUUGGCGCAAUCGUUUUUCAGUUUCAGUUAGUCCCCAACAUGUCGUUACCAUGCCUUCACCCUAGGAACCUCCUCCAACCUUCCCCUCUCACUCUUUGGGUGCCACCUCUGAAGGCUGACCUGAAGGCAGUGGAAGCUCACAGCAUGAAUGUGUUGUACAGUAAAUCUCCCAACAGUGUUGUUGAAGAAUAAACUUUUGUAAUAAAA
Molecule: messenger RNA, 7185 nt
Organism: Oncorhynchus mykiss (rainbow trout)
Lineage: Eukaryota; Metazoa; Chordata; Actinopteri; Salmoniformes; Salmonidae
Source: RefSeq, a predicted model, not a curated record